AUGGCUGCUGAGAGAAAGGCUCCAGAGGACAAUGGCACUUGGGUUAUUAUUGACCUACCCCCCAACAAACGGGUCGUGGGCUGCAAGUGGGUUUUCAAGACCAAAUAUAAGUCUGAUGGAACCAUUGAAAGGCACAAGGCUCGCCUUGUUGCCAAGGGCUUCACACAAACCGAAGGCCUCGAUUACACAAGAACAUAUUCUCCAGUUUCCAAACUUACCACUUUGAGAUGUUUACUUGCUGUAGCCGCUACCCAGAAUUGGCAUCUAUUUCAACUUGAUGUGAACAAAGCUAUGUCGCCUUAUCAAAUCCCUCUACGACCUCAAACAGGCCUCUCGGAAUUGCAAUCUCAGGCUGACUAUUCACCUUUUACUCAACGUCGUGGCACCUCCUACACUACAGUUUUGGUAUAUGUCAAUGAUAUAUUAUUGGCUGGUAACGGCAUUGCUGCUAUUGAUGCCAUCAAAGCCUAUCUGCACUCUCAGUUUCAUCUCAAAGAUUUUGGAGUUUUGAAAUACCUUUUCGGCCUAGAAGUUGCUCUCUCCCCUUCCGGAAUAUUUCUCUCGCAACGGAAAUACGCUCUUGAUAUUGUACAUGAUUAUGGCCUCACAAAUGCCAAACCUACUGCUUUUCCCAUGGAUCAAAACAGCCGUUUUGAUGACACACAAGGUGAACUUCUAGUCGAUGCCACUCACUACCGUCGGCUUCUUGGAUGCCUCCAAUAUUUGACGGUCACCCGUCCAGAUAUUUUGUAUGCUGUGGAUACUCUUAGCCAGUUCUCUAGAAAACCGAAGAAGGUUCAUUGGGAUGCUGCUCUUCGCAUCCUUCGCUACAUUAAAGCCACACCUGGCCAUGGUAUCCUUCUCAGCUCCACCAGUUCACUUUAG
Nelumbo nucifera (sacred lotus) is the source of this 885-nucleotide messenger RNA. The record is from RefSeq and is a predicted model, not a curated record. NCBI's taxonomy places the organism in Eukaryota, Viridiplantae, Streptophyta, Magnoliopsida, Proteales, Nelumbonaceae.